Glossina fuscipes is the source of this 2150-nucleotide messenger RNA. Its product is annotated as mitochondrial pyruvate carrier 1-like. The record is from RefSeq and is a predicted model, not a curated record. Lineage: Eukaryota; Metazoa; Arthropoda; Insecta; Diptera; Glossinidae. Gene Ontology annotation, cellular component: mitochondrial inner membrane. The coding region runs from base 175 to 540 and encodes 121 amino acids. Gene Ontology annotation, biological process: pyruvate import into mitochondria. The transcript has 3 exons.
UUCAGAAAACAGAAACAAAAAAAAAAAUAAGAAUAGAAUAGAAAGAAAACCUGAAUAAAUUAUAAAUAAUUUUACUACUAACCGACCGAAUUUCCCGAAUUUAAAUCAGUGCACUUCGUACAAGAAUUAAUAAUAAAUUAAAAGAAAAACCAAAAAAAUAAAAAUAAAAAAAAAAUGUCACAAAAAAAGGCGGCAACACUUGGGCAAAAAAUUGUGGAGAACUUGAAGAGUAAAGAAAUGCGCGAUUACUUUAUGAGCACACAUUUUUGGGGUCCAGUGGCUAAUUGGGGCAUUCCAUUGGCUGCGAUAGCUGAUAUCCGAAGUGAUCCAAAAUAUAUCUCCGGCAAAAUGACUUUGGCUCUUACAGUUUACUCGGGGGUGUUUAUGCGUUUCGCUUUAAAAGUGAAACCGAAAAAUAUGCUACUUUUUGCCUGCCAUGUAACUAAUGCUACCGUACAAACAAUACAAGGCGUACGCUAUAUCAAAUAUCAAUUUUCAUCUGAUAAAAAGUCGAUCGCCGUACCUUCUGCCACUAUGUAACAAAGAUUUCUAAUGGCGAACCAUCUAAUAUGAGAGUUUUUUGUUUUGCAGACGUAUCGACGGAAUCCUUUUUGUUCUUUCGCACGUUCGUUCUAGGUUUUAUAAUAGUAAUUUCGCCAAAAAUCUAUUGCAUUACAAUUUUCUAAACCACAAAGUUUGUUUAGUCCUUGUUCUCAAAAAAAAAAAAAAAAAAAAAAAAGAAUAAUAAUAAUCUUAAGUUAAUUAAACUUAAGUUUUUUCCCUUAAUAUCAUUUUAGAUCAAUCAAAAAAUAUUGAGCCUUACAACACAGAUGACGUUAGUUGCGUUCGUUAGCAUCUAAUGCCAGAAUAUAUUUUCUAGAUUAUCCUAUACAUAUGUUGUACCCCAUUUAUAGUCUGGGCUAUUCAAUGUUAUACCCGAAAGCUUUUUUCUACAUAUCGCUCCGUUAAGUUAGACAGAUUAGUCAAAAAUCUUUAAGCUUUCAAAAAUCGAUAGCUUCGGUGACCAUUAGCCUUAAAUGAAUGCAUAAAAACAGUAGUUUUUUUCAAUUUUUCUGGAGGCUUAAUGUUUUUACACAAGCUUAUAUAUAUAUCUCAUUUAUUAUAUAUCUGAUGUGAUAUCUGAGAGGAGUUUUUCCAAUUUUUAUAUUAGUUUACAGACCUUGCUUACCCUUACGCACACACAGGUAGCAUCAGUUGCUAACAGUACAAAGAUAUUACUUGUUCUUACGUUUUUCUUGAGUUUUCUGUAGGCUCAAUAUAUAUAUAUAUAUAUAUAUACCACAUAUGUAUAUAUAUGUACCACACAUAUAUAUAUACCACAGAUUUUUGUAGAUAAAUACGUUUUGGAUAUACACUGGUAGAUAGAAAAAUAGAUGGGAGGUAUGUUUUUCAGUUCUAUGCCGUAGAAAUUGUAAGAAGUACCCACGUGAAUUAGUUCCUGCAGUAAAAAUUUGAGGGUUUUAGUAGGUUUUUCAGCUGGACAGUGAAAUAGGUGCUUGAUCUUUAAAGUCGUGAAAUAAAUUGUUUUGGAGAAUUUUACUGUUAAGGUAAAUUAUAUAAAUAUCAGGCAGGCCGAGCACAUUAUUGUAGCCGACAAGGAGGAUGGCUAAAUCAUUAGUUUUGAAAUCAAGGAAUGACGUGCAAAUUUAUUGCCGAUUGUCGCGUGUUCUUUAAACCUCCAAAAAAGAGGGCUGAGAGGCGAGGAGCAGAAGGAAAACUUCUCCUGCUUCCAAUAAUAGCAUAAUUUUAGCAAAUCGAGAUGCUUUCAAGUUGUCUAGAGCAAUCGCCAAUGAAAUUCGGAAACCUGCAUCAUCACGAACUAUUCGUCGACGUUUAUUAGAUGCCCAUCCACGAAGAAGAAUAGCUCGGAAAGGUCCUUGGCUUAGAAAAAAAGGAGAAGAGGAAAGACUGUCCUUUAACCUCCAAAAAUUGAUGCAAAUCGGAAGGCGAAGAAAAGUGAAAAAAUAUUGUUUGGAACAACGAAAAAAUAUAAAUAUGUUAGGGAAUGAUGUGAGCAGAAGUGUAGUUCGGUCAAAAGGAAAAACACUCCGCAUUAGAUUUACUAAAAGAACGGUAAACGGCGGGAAAAAUCUUAUAUUUCCACAUGGAAACAUGUGUUAUUUUUAAAA